This is a messenger RNA of Prionailurus viverrinus (fishing cat), 1809 nucleotides long. RefSeq names its product leucine rich repeat containing 39 (gene LRRC39). Gene Ontology annotation, molecular function: protein binding. The transcript is spliced from 9 exons. The coding region runs from base 749 to 1756 and encodes 335 amino acids. The record is from RefSeq and is a predicted model, not a curated record. Lineage: Eukaryota; Metazoa; Chordata; Mammalia; Carnivora; Felidae.
CACUCAUUUUCACUCUUUCGUGUCUCAAGGUCAUCACGUGUUUCAGAGAGACCAGGUCAACUCUGAAUUAUUUACGCCAAACCCUGAGGUGACUCAUGUUAUCAUUGUUAUCCCCACAAAAUUACCACAGCUCUUUUCCGUUCCAGAAAGCAUUACCAUUUAGGCAAACACUGAAGGUAGCAUUAAUCCUUGAUGACUGCAAGCUCAGAAUGAAAGGGAAAUGACUUCAGUAUGAGGCAGUUGCAGUCCUGAGCCGAAGGGUUUUAACCACGAGCUAAUUCUUGUGCUAGUCAGAUCCUUGUGAGAGAACUCUAGGCCAGCUUGCUAGAACUGAGCAGGAGAAUUUGGAGAUGGUCCAGAGGAGAGCCACAAAACCCAAUCACGAGCAAGAGUAAGAGAUACUCAGGCUUUUACUGAGUAUCAUGUGGAAUGUUUCAACACAAAGCAUUGAGAACAGCUGCUCUGGGCCUUGACAAGAGAAAGGACAGAAAUGAGAACAGGUGGGAGAUUAAGAAUUUAGGUUAGAUAAGAGGCAAAGUCGGGAUGGUCAAAAAAGGGUUCAAGCUUAUCCCAAGCUGAGGAGGGGGAGGCCGAGUCCCUCCAGCAAGCCCCAAAGCCUCCACCCGCCUGUAUUUCCAGAGGAACCGUCAGACUGUGCUAAACUUGGGGUCCUUUUUGAGAUGGCAUCUGUGAUUCAGCUAUUCAGAACCUAAUGAAGUUGGUGACUCUGUGACAAUGUGGAGAAAUCAUGUCAGAAAAUGUGGUUUGUACUGGAGCUGUCAAUGCUGUAAAGGAAGUUUGGGAAGAAAGAAUAAAGAAACACAAUGAAGACCUGAAGCGAGAGAAGGAAUUUCAACAGAAGCUAGUGCGAAUCUGGGAAGAACGAGUAAGCUUAACCAAACUAAGGGAAAAGGUCAUCAGAGAAGAUGGAAGAGUCAUUUUGAAGAUAGAAAAAGAGGAAUGGAAGACCCUCCCUUCUUCUCUACUGAAACUGAGUCAGCUACAGGAAUGGCAACUUCAUAGAACUGGUUUGUUGAAAAUUCCUGAAUUCAUUGGAAGAUUUCAGAACCUCAUUGUAUUAGAUUUAUCUCGAAACACAAUUUCAGAGAUACCUCGAGGAAUUGGACUGCUCACUAAACUUCAGGAGCUGAUUCUUAGUUACAACAAAAUCAAGACUGUCCCCAGGGAACUAAGUCAUUGUGCGAGCUUGGAGAAACUAGAACUUGCUGUAAACAGAGAUAUAUGUGAUCUUCCACAAGAGCUUAGCAAUUUGUUAAAGCUUACUCACCUUGAUCUGAGUAUGAAUCACUUUACUACAAUCCCUCCUGCUGUGUUGAACAUGCCUGCUCUUGAGUGGCUCGACAUGGGAAGCAACAGACUUGAACAACUUCCUGAUACUAUAGAAAGAAUGCAAACUCUACAUACAUUAUGGCUGCAACGGAAUGAAAUAACAUGCUUGCCAGAAACAAUCAGCAAUAUGAAAAACCUGGGUACUCUUGUUCUCAGCAACAAUAAACUGCAAGAUAUUCCAGUGUGCAUGGAAGAGAUGACCAAUCUGAGGUUUGUCAACUUCAGAGACAACCCACUGAAAUUGGAAGUAACACUUCCUCCUAGUGAAAGCAUAGAUGAAGAAGAGGAACGGGAAUUAUUUGGCCUUCAGUUUAUGCAUAUAUAUAUACAGGAGUCACGGAGAAGAGCAGAUAACCAAGUCAACUGUUCAACUACUUUACCAAUCUCUAUGAAUACUGACGGAUAAUAUAACUCAAGAUGCCCUGCUGAAGAGAAUUACUUUGGGAAUUUGGUGAACUC